Messenger RNA from Fundulus heteroclitus (mummichog), 7560 nucleotides. RefSeq names its product polycystic kidney disease protein 1-like 2. The coding region runs from base 54 to 7412 and encodes 2452 amino acids. NCBI's taxonomy places the organism in Eukaryota, Metazoa, Chordata, Actinopteri, Cyprinodontiformes, Fundulidae. Gene Ontology annotation, molecular function: protein binding; carbohydrate binding; calcium channel activity. The record is from RefSeq and is a predicted model, not a curated record. Gene Ontology annotation, cellular component: membrane. The transcript has 41 exons. Gene Ontology annotation, biological process: detection of mechanical stimulus.
UCCGAAACCUUUAAAGGCACGGCGCUGCAACAGAAGCCGAUCAGAGCACAGAGAUGGACAAAGUCAUUCUGACCGCAUGCGCUUUCAUGGUUUUCUUCCUCUGCUCCAGCUGUUAUGCUAAAGAGGAAGAUGUUUUAUCCUGCUCUGAACAUCAGAAGGCCUUUGAUGGAGCUUGCUAUGAGUUUGUGGGCCUGCAGUUUUCCUUUCUGAGGGCUCAGGCGUGGUGUGAGCGAGCUGGGGGACACCUGGUGUUCAUCUUGAAUGACGAAACGCAGCAGUUCCUGCAGACACACCUGGAGCCGGACAAGGACUGGUGGCUGGGGCUGGCACCUGCAGCCCCGAACCUCACCCUGGAUCGCUCUGGUGAAGGUUCUCUUGCAUGGUUGGACAAUUCAGACGUCAGCUAUAGUAACUGGGUGGACACACCAGAAACCCAUGCAACUUGUGGACACAUUCAGAGACACACAGGCUUCCAGUGGAAAGCCACAGAAAACUGUACACAGGAACUCAACUUUGUCUGCCAGUUUGAUUUUGGAAGAACAGUUGCAUGUGAAGGCCAAAAUGCAACUCUGCAGUGCGGUUCUGGCCAGGUUCUAGAGAUUGAAGACGCCUUCUAUGGGAGAAAAACUGUUCACUAUUGCCGAUCCCACUUCACAGCUGUACCCACAUUCUCCCAGGAGGAAUGCAGCUGGAUCAACGUGCUGGAAUCCGUAACAGCUCAUUGUCGUGGGCUGCAGGCAUGUCAGGCUCCGUUGGAUCUGAGCUCCUUAACUGAACCGUGUCCAGCGCUGGGAAGUUACCUGUCUGUUGAGUACCGCUGCAAGGAUGGGCUUCACUUAUUGAUGACUAAACUGGCAUCUGUUGUUGAUAACGUUACCAUCACUGUGAAGUGGCUUCUUCAUUCAUUUCACGGUAACUUAACUUGCACCGUGGAUGCUGGAGAUGGCUUCAUCAUUGACCCAUACAAUCCAGAAGAGAUGGAGUCCACCAUCAUACACAGAUUUCGGCAGCCUGGCGUUUUCAUGGUUGGGGUUGAAUGCACCACCAGCGACUGGCACGUCACAGCUCAGAAAACGAUAACAAUUCAGGAGCCCGUUGGAGAGUUCAGAGCGGUCCAGUGUUAUGGCAGCAACGCGACAACAGAUGGCACCAAAUGCAACGCACUUUAUGGUGGGCCUGUUCAGAUUCAGCUGGGGUUGAAAACAGGAACAAGUGUAGCCUUCACGGUUCAUCACAAUGGCCGUCAGAUUGCAAGCUCAAACGUGAGCUCGGGGGUCACGCCUCACAACGUAACACUGGAUGUGACCGCGGUGCAAAGUCUUCAACGUGGCUGCAACAAUUUGACCAUAGCUGCAUCUAACGGAGUCACACCUCACCCGGUGUCCACUUACCUGCUGCUGUGCCUGCUGGAUCCUAUUGCCGGCCUGCAGGCCUCAGUGAUGGCAGAGGAGGAUGCCUGUCCAGACUCUCCCGAUCUGAUCAUCGGUGUCUCAUUGGAGCAAGGAGCCCCGGUAGAGCUGCGUUUUGAUCUCACCGGGUUAAGGGACGCGCUGACUGAGACCAGAAACAUGCUCAAUAACAGCUUGCAUACUUAUACAUUCUCACACCCGCUGGAAGGGCUUUUAAAAGUGAAAGUCCAAGCGGUGAAUGUCUUUUCAGCCUCUGAGCUGGAAGUAGACUUAACGAAAAUACUUCAGAGUUGCCAGAAUUACUCCUCAACAAGCCAACAUGGAAAUACAAAGGAUAACUUGGAAAUCUUAGGUGGCUUGGACAUAACAGCUUCUCCUGACAGGCCGGUUGACCGCAGUCAGAAGGUUGAGCUGAAUGUGGUCGGAGCUGAAUCGUUGAACAGCAAAGGACUCAUAUUUGAGUGGGAAUGUAAAGGACACUGCUCAUGCAGAAAUGUAACAAGGGAUCAGACUCAUCACAUCAUUGAAAAAGAUUGCCUUCCCAGUCCCUUUGAAAUUUUUGAGUACACUUUGACUGUGAGGAACAGAACGUGGUUUAGGAAAUGGGUCGAAAUCGCUCAAGCAUCUAAAUGCAUCACCGUUGCUCCUUUAAAUGAAUUUGAUGACGUCACAAUCAGAUGUGACAACUGUGACUCCUUAAACGAGAAUGACGAUGCCAAGAUGAGUCUCAGUUGUGGUUCAACUUGCCCAGAUGUAGUUUGGUUAAUUGAAGAUCCCAAAACUUUGUCGGGUGAACUUAAUGAAUGUUACUCCAAAGCAGGAAGAAGCCGUCCUGUUGAAAAACAACACGGACACACUGAAUACACGGUUCCCAGCCAAUAUCUAAAAGAUUCAAGGAGAACGCAGCGCAACAUCAACGUCAUUGCUUAUGGUGAGAAGGUCCCUGGUUUUGCCAAGUAUUCUAUUCCAAUACCAGGUCCAGAAGCAGCAGUGCCUUCCAGUUCUCCUGCUGUCCCUGCAUGUAGCAUCUCUCCACACUCGGGAACUGUGCUCGAUGCUUUCAAAAUUACCUGCAAGUCGACCUCUUUCUGCUCCAUGGGUUGUCUUUACUGCUUCAAGACCAAUACAGGCAAACAUCUGCGUUGCAGCAAUACAAAUGUGGUGAAAUCAAUCUUCCUGCCUUCGGGAGAUGAGCAGAAUAAUCACACCGUGUCUGUGGUAGUGACCGUAAAAAACGAACACACAACAGCUACUUCAAUUGUUGCAACUCAGGUUAGGAAAGGCGACUCCAGUACCUCCAUACCAUCUCUGCAGUCUGCAGUGGAAGACACUGUAGAUCAGCUGGAGCAGGAGGGCCUGCUCUCUGGUCAGGCACUCGGACAAAUGUUCACUUCUGUUUCGGACAUGCUGAAUUCAGAGGUUGGCCGGGAUCAGAAGGAUGCAAAGGCAAAGCUCCGGGAGCAAAUGUUGGUCAAAAUGACAGCAGUUCUGCAGGACAGCCCCAGCAACACGACUCAGGAAGUUCAAGUGACUGCCGAGGCUGUGGCUGGACUAACUCAGAUGUCAGAUGAGCUCAGUCCUGCUGCCCAAGAAGAAGCUGGCUCGUUGUUGGUGAACCUCAGCUCCUACCUCAGGACUAUAACCAUCAAACCGCAUGAAAGUGGAGAUGAGGAUGUUGUACAAGCGGCUACACCCAUAGUUGAAGCAGCCAGUAAUAUUCUCAAUGGUUCAUCAAAUAAAAAAGUGUCAGAUUUCCUUUUGGCUGGGAUCAACAAUCUUCAGAGCGCUUUGCUGAAUAAUAAGAAGUUGAAUGCAGAGCCUGCGGUCAUUGAUUCUGGUCAGAUCAGUGUGUAUGUUAACAGAAUAUCGUCAGAGGACAUGCAGAUGCAGGAUAUAAAUGUCCAGAAGAAGGGCUCCUCCAGUUUUACUGUUCCCUCGCUACCAGCUGGCAUCAUCUCUCGAGGGGAGCCAGUGGACAUCCGAAUGAUGAGUUUUGAGAAGAACCCAUACGCUUGGACGGAGGAAAACAUCACAGGAACCGUGGCCUCCCUGUCUUUAACCAGAAUGAACGGCACAGUCAUACCUGUCGAAAACUUGCCUACGGAAAUAGAGAUUCUCCUUCCCAGGCUUGACGUUGAACAGCAGAACGCCACAAUCCUUGACCUUGCCAACUUCAGCACGUUAAUGAUCGACAUACCGUCGCCAGAGGUGACCCUGGUGCUGAAAAUGGAGCCCUCAGAAGACAUAUCCUUCAUGGUUUUCCUCGGAUAUAAAGUUUAUCCAAAUGAUAAGAGUUAUGUGGCCAAGACUCGGCUUCCACUGGAGAAUAGAAACGAAGAGGAAAAAUAUACCUGGGUGCUGAGUCCCGAAGAACGAACAGGAGGAGCUGGCGUUCAUUACCUUCUCGUAAAGCCGAUUGUUGAACCAGGGGUCAAAUCCGUCAAUGCCACAGUCGCAGUCACUUCCGUCGCUGCCCAGUGCAAAUACUGGAAUGAAACCAGGUCCUCGUGGAGUGAAGAUGGCUGCAGGGUCGGCCCCCUCACCACACCUUUGGUCACUCAGUGCCUUUGUAACCACUUAACUUUCUUCGGCAGCUCCUUUUUUGUCAUGCCCAACCUGGUGGACGUUUCCCGCACUGCCGAACUUUUUGCUACAUUCGCCAACAAUCCGGUGGUGGUGUGCUUCGUGGGAUCCAUUCUUGCUGCUUAUCUGCUGGUGGUGGUAUGGGCACGCCGGAAAGACAUCCAGGACUCCACCAAGGUCAAGAUCACAGUUCUCGAGGACAAUGACCCUCUGGCUGAAUAUCGCUACAUGCUUACCGUUAGCACAGGCCAUCGCCACGGUGCAUCUACUUCCUCACAGGUUACCAUAACUCUGCUGGGAACGGAGGGAGAAAGCGAACCCCACCACCUGACCGACCCUGAAAAGCCAGUGUUUGAGAGGGGUGGGGUGGACAUGUUUCUGCUGACCACACACUUUUCUCUUGGAGAUCUGCAGAGCAUAAGACUCUGGCACGACAACUCGGGGGACCACCCUGCAUGGUAUGUGAAUAAAGUGAUGGUGCAGGAUCUGGAGACUGGUCAGAAAUGGCACUUUCUGUGUAACUCCUGGCUUGCUGUAGAUAUGGCAGAGUGCUGUCUUGACAAGGUAUUUCCCGUGGCUACAGAGUCAGAUUUGAAGAGAUUUAGUAACCUGUUUUUCAUGAAGACGGCCAAGGAUUUCCAAGAUGGGCACAUCUGGUUCUCGGUCAUCAGCCGGCCUCCCUGCAGUACGUUCACACGUGUGCAGCGAGUGUCCUGCUGUUUCUCUCUUCUGCUCUGCACCAUGCUGACAAGCAUCAUGUUUUGGGGCAUCCCCACAGACCCGUCCGAGCAGACCAUGGACUUAGGUCACAUUGAGUUCACCUGGCAGCAGGUUAUGGUUGGAAUUCAAAGUUCCAUCAUCAUGUUCCCCAUCAAUCUGCUCAUCGUCAGCAUCUUCAGAAACACUCGUCCGAAAGAGAAAACUGCCAAGGCAGACGGAGCGAAACAGGGAAACACGGUGAGAGUUUCUCCCUCGCAGGCUUCAAAUCCUCGCGCAGAGAUCAAGCACAUCACUCCGGACACCGUGAUGAAGGACAUAAAGAGAAUUGCUCAGUCACUCUCAAAGGCCAUGAAGAGUCCGAUGCCACACUUUGAGCUCUAUCCAGGUCAGCAGGCAGACAUCAACACCCUGCUCUCUCUGGUGGAGGACAUUAUCAGACAUCAGAACAAAACGGCCGGAGACUUCUACUCGAACAGCUCCAAGAAAGACAUCAAUGUGACCUUAAGUUUGGGUGCGGUGAAUCUACAAGAACAAGGCUUGUGGGGGAGCCCAGAGAAGACAUCCGAUGGAGCUCAAAAGAAGACCAACAACAGCCGGUACUUGUACAAGCAGCUGCGUCACGUCGAGAAGGAGCUCGGUCUGCUGGGACCUUCUCGUUUUCCAAACGCCAGCAGCUACAACAGGGCCAUGCAACAAGUUCAGGGAAUGAAGAGUCACUUGGAGUUUCUGCUGGACGGAGAUCAGCUGAACCGUAGCCCCAGUCCCGCUGAGAGCUUGUGUAGCAGCGCUGAAAGGAAGCGCUGCCAGGGAGGACUCCCAUGGUGGUUUGUGUUUGUUGGGUGGAUACUGGUGAUCGCGACCAGUGCUGUGUCAGGAUACUUCACUAUGAUGUACGGGCUGACUUAUGGGAAGGACCAGUCUAUAAACUGGCUUAUCUCCAUGCUGGUGUCCUUCUUUGAGAGUCUCUUUAUCACCCAACCUCUCAAGGUUCUUGGUUUCGCCGCUUUCUUUGCUCUUGUUCUGAAGAAAGUCGACCAGGAAGAAUUUGGAGAACCUCAGAUAGACGACAAGCUCACAAAUCCAGAUGAUCCUGAUGUGGUGCGUGUGGCUAGAAGAGACAGCACAUGCAGUUUCUACCAACCCCCUCCUCCUACUGACAUCGAGAGGAUGAGGAAGAACGUAAUUCAAGAGCAGAAAGUCUUUGGCCUCAUCAAGGAGAUUCUUGCUUACAUGGGAUUCAUGUGGGUGUUGCUUCUGGUGGCAUACGGUCAGAGGGACCCUAAUGCUUAUUUUCUGAGCCGGCACAUUCGACAGAGCUUCAGCAAAGGAAUCUCCAACACCAUGAGCAUUCAGGACGUGUUCGACUGGGCAAACACAACUUUACUGAGCAACCUGUACGGAGACUACCCAGGCUUUAUUACCGACGGAAACUCAAAGCUGGUGGGUAAUGUUCGUCUCCGCCAGCUGAGAGUCCAGAAAAACUCAUGCCGUGUUGCUCGCGCCAUGCACCAGUCUGUGCCAGACUGUCACAGCCCUUACUCCUGGGAGUCGGAGGACAUGGGCUCCUAUGGCUCUGGAUGGAGUCUGUCUGUGGGAGAAAACGCAUCACUGAACCCCCACAGCCCAUGGGUGUACAGGGCUCAGAGUGAACUGAGGGCCUUUCCCAUCUGGGGCAGCGUGAUGCUCUACAGAGGAGGCGGCUUCGUCAUCAACCUGGGGCCAGACUUUAAAACGUCGAGCAGAAUCCUUAGGUACCUUUAUGACAACACCUGGUUAGACGUGUACACCCAAGCCGUCUUCGUUGAGUUCACCGUGUACAACGCUAACGUGAACCUCUUCUGCAUCGUCACCCUCAUGCUGGAAACCACAGCCAUCGGAGCUUUCGAGUUCCGCAGUGAGCUUCACAGCGUUCGUCUUUACCAGUCAACGGGGGGCCUCCACAUCUUUGUCAUGGCCUCUGAGAUUGUGUACUUUCUCUUCAUCGUCUACUAUAUGUUUGUUCAGGGAAAGCUAAUGAGGAGCCAGAAAUGGGAUUAUUUCAAGAGGAAAUGGAACCUGUUGGAGCUGGCGAUCAUAAUCCUCAGCUGGAGUGCAUUGUCCAUCUUCAUUAAGAGAACAGUGUUGGGAAAAAGGGAUAUAAGCUUUUAUCAGAACAACAAAAACCAAUUUGCUAGUUUCUAUGAGACAGCCCAAGCAGACGCAGCGCUCGGGUAUCUGAUUGCCUUUCUGGUUCUGCUGGCUACAGUCAAACUGUGGCACCUGCUGAGACUCAACCCGAAGCUGCACAUGAUCACGGCCACACUGCAGCGAGCUUGGACUGAUAUUUCAGGCUUCCUGGUGGUCAUGACCAUCAUGUUCCUGGCCUACUCCAUUGCUUCCAACCUGAUGUAUGGGUGGAAGCUUUACUCCUACCGGACUCUGCUUGAUGCUGCACAGACUAUUGUCAGCUUGCAGCUUGGCAUUUUUAACUACGAAGAGGUUCUGAACUACAAUCCAGUGCUCGGGGCUUUCCUCAUUGGCUCCUGCAUUGUGUUCAUGACCUUUGUGGUGCUGAACCUCUUCAUUUCUGUCAUUCUCGUGGCAUUCAGUCAAGAGCAGAUGCAUCACAAGCCAUCAGAAGAGGAGGAGAUUGUUGACCUGAUGCUGAUCAAACUCUGCAACUUGUUUGGGCUCAAAUGUCAGAAACAAGUGGCUGCAUAACUGGGAUUCAGCUGGGGAUAAAGCGUGAUGUGUUGUUCUGAGUUCAUUACCAUAAAACAAUGGAAAUGUUACAUCUGCUGUAACUAGCUUUAUUUAAUUGCCAAUUACUAUAUAUAUAUAUAUAUAUAUAUAUAUAUAUAUAUAUAUA